Molecule: messenger RNA, 1999 nt
Organism: Physcomitrium patens
Lineage: Eukaryota; Viridiplantae; Streptophyta; Bryopsida; Funariales; Funariaceae
Product: rho GDP-dissociation inhibitor 1
Biological process (GO): Rho protein signal transduction
Cellular component (GO): cytosol; cytoplasm; membrane
Molecular function (GO): protein binding; Rho GDP-dissociation inhibitor activity
Source: RefSeq, a predicted model, not a curated record
AGACGAGAAACACGAUUUUGCCGAGACGGGUGCGGUGAAUGCAGUCCCUCCUCGCGUGUUCAAAAUCCGAGGAACUACCACGCGAUCGAUCCGUGGCGAUGGUGGUGGUGGUGGCAAUGGCCCGAUUCGGAGCAGGCCGAUCUCGUCGCGCUGCCAAAGAGGAAAGUGCCGCAGACAGGGGGAGGAGGAGGAAUGGAUGUUGGCCGAGACAGAGCAGCAGUUCGGAACCACACUCGCUCCCAGCGAUUUUGGAUGCAGCAGCCACCCCGUCGCCAGCCAAUUCUUAGUUCCCUGCGCUGAGCAUCGUCGCAUCCGCGUCUUGACACUCCCUCACUCUUCGCCGCGCGGAUGCUCCUGCCCAUCUACCCCCGCCGAGUAAAAACUGGUGGCAUCGGUGAGCGAAAUACGUUGAAGUCCAUUCCCUGUGAUGCAUCUGUAGGUGGUGAGGAGCAGAUGCCUGGAGCUUGACAUCGUGGUGCAGGUGGGACGAAGGGCGAUCAGCGGGGUCGGAAGGCCCCAGGCGAGUUGAAAGAAAGAGGUUUGGGGAGCGUGGGGAGGUCGAAAGAUGUCGAAGGCGAUGGCCGGGUGGUUUGGGCGCACCCACAGCAAGUCCAUGUCCAAGAACAUGAACAAGCAAGACGCGCAGACGGCAGAGCAAGGGAACGAGGAGAAGGAGAAUGGGAGCGAGAAGGAGGUGAAGUGCCUGACGAAGUGCGAGUCGCUUCCGACGAACUCGAGCAGCGUGGAGUCGGACGACGACGAGUCGCAGGCAGAGCAGGAGGCAGCGUGUGCAGCGUUCAACGAGAAGGAGCUGGGUCCACUGGUGUCGUUGAAAGAGCAGCUGGAGAAGGACAAGGAAGACGAGAGCCUGCGGCGAUGGAAGGCGCAGCUGCUGGGGGUGGCAAGCCUGGAGGAGGGGGACGGGUUCGUGGAGCCGGAGGUGAAGGUGGUGUCGCUGGGGGUGAUGGCGAAGGGGCGAGCGGACAGCGAGUUUCCGCUGCCGCUGGGGACGAACAGCAGGGGUUACACGUUUUCGCUGAAGGAGGGGUCGACGGUGGCGCUGAAGUACGUGUUCACGGUGCGGAACAACAUCGUGUCGGGGCUGACGUGCGUGAACACGGUGUGGAAGGUGGGGCUGCAGGUGGACCAGACGCGGGACAUGAUGGGGACGUUCGCGCCGCAGCAAGAGGCGUACGUGCACAUCGCGGAGGAGGAAGUGACGCCGUGCGGGCCUCUGGCGCGCGGGGCAUACACGGCGCGGAAGAAGUUCGUGGACGACGACGGGAGGGUGUACCUGGAGUUGGAUUACUCGUUCGAGAUUCGGAAGGAGUGGUAGAGUGAGUGAGUGGGUGGGGCGAGGCGAUCGGAGGGAGGAGAAGAGCGAGAGGGAGAGGGAGAGGGAGCGGGAGAGGGUCCCAUUGUGUGAUACGUGAGAGGCAGGGUGGCAUGUUGGCAGUCGAACGACGCGAACGAGGGAAAGAACGGAUGAGGAGAGUGGAAUUGAGCCGAGAGGCGUGACCGAGUCGAGGGAGAGGAGGAUGCAUGGCGUGUGGGGAGGCGGUGGAAUGGAGCAGCAGGGCAAGGGGCGAGGGGUGUGGGGAAGAGGAGGUGUGAAGGAAAUGAUUUGGAGGAAGGUGUGGAAGGAUUGGCGAUGGAGAGGGUGUCACGGUGCGUGCAAAAGCUAAGAACGUUGGAACGGACACAGACGGCGAAGUGUGGGUCCCCCCUUGUAAUUUACAGCUUGUCCAUCUCCUGAGCUUUUAAAUUGUCUGGGUUAGAUAUUCUGGUUGAGUUGUCAAGGAACAUUGGAAGAUUCAAAUUGAAGACUCCUCUCGUAAGGUAUAACUUUAGGUCACAGCACUUACGGAUUUAGUAGUUUCCUUUCAGGCAAACUGCGUAUUUCAUCCCCACCUUGGGGACUCGGUACUUGAAUUGAACCGAAAGCAGCACUUGGUAAAUGGAUUAUUCUUCUUAAUUACUGGCGUUCCGUGCAGUUGUA